UCCUCAAGCCAGGUAUGAUGAUGUCAAACAUGAUGCUGAUGCUACAGUUACAGACACAGCCCCUUCUGGCGCAGCCUCUCUGAUUCUCUGCCUUUCUGCUUCCAGCUCUGGGGGUUUUCAGACAAGUGCAUCUCCUAAUCAGGUCACAUUUCAUCCAGGACCCACCAUCCAUCUCUUCCCCCAGUCAUUUCAGUGGUGGAGGAGGAAGAGAGAAGACGACUUUUGGCUGCGUUGUGGUGGGAGAGGGUAGAAAAUCAAGGCAAAGAAAAAUUUUUUAAAAACCCCAAAUCAAUUCUCCCUCUUCCAAAAAAACCCCCCCAAAACAAAGACUAACCAACCCCAAUCCAGAUCAAAGAUGAGCGCUGGGGGUUUUGGGCUGCGGCUGCUGCUGCUGCCUCUUCUGCUCAUUGCCGCCCCUGCGCCGGGCUCGGCGGAGGGGGACUCCAAGGGGGUCAAGGAUGGCGAGACCCCUGGCAAUUUCAUGGAGGAUGAGCAAUGGCUGUCGUCCAUCUCCCAGUAUAGCGGCAAGAUCAAGCACUGGAACCGCUUCCGAGACGAGGUAGAGGAUGACUACAUCAAGAGCUGGGAAGACAGUCAGCAAGGAGAUGAAGCUCUGGACACCACCAAGGACCCCUGCCAGAAGGUGAAGUGCAGCCGACACAAGGUGUGCAUUGCUCAGGGCUACCAGAGAGCCAUGUGCAUCAGCCGGAAGAAACUAGAGCACAGGAUCAAGCAGCCUGCCCUGAAGCUCCAUGAAAACAAAGAAGGCUUUUGUAAACCCUGUCACAUGACCCAGCUUGCCUCUGUCUGCGGUUCUGAUGGACACACUUACAGCUCCGUGUGCAAACUGGAACAGCAGGCCUGCCUGACCAGCAAGCAGCUGACGGUGAGAUGUGAGGGUCAGUGUCCUUGUCCCACAGAACAGGCUCCGGCCUCCACCACGGACGCCAAGCAAGAAACCUGUACGGGGCAGGAUCUGGCGGAUCUGGGGGACCGGCUGCGGGACUGGUUCCAGCUCCUUCAUGAAAACUCCAAACAGAAUGGCACGGCCAGUGCUGGAGCCAACCCUGUGGGAGUCCUGGACAAGAGCCUGGGGGCCAGCUGUAAGGAUUCUAUCGGUUGGAUGUUCUCCAAGCUGGACACGAGCAACGAUCUCUUCCUGGACCAGUCUGAGCUAGCGGCCAUCAACCUGGACAAGUAUGAGAUCUGCAUCCGUCCCUUCUUCAACUCCUGUGACACCUACAAGGACGGCCGCGUCUCCACUGCCGAGUGGUGUUUCUGCUUCUGGAGGGAGAAACCCCCCUGCCUGGCUGAACUGGAGAGGAUUCAGAUCCAGGAGGCAGCUAAAAAGAAACCUGGCAUCUUCAUCCCCAGCUGCGACGAGGACGGCUACUACAGGAAGAUGCAGUGCGACCAGAGCAGCGGCGACUGCUGGUGUGUGGACCAGGUGGGGCAGGAGCUGACGGGAACCCGGAUGCACGGGAGCCCGGACUGCGACGACAUCGUCGGGUUCUCCGGGGACUUCGGCAGCGGCGUCGGCUGGGAGGACGAGGAGGAGAAGGAGGCGGAGGAGGCCGGCGAGGAAGCCGAGGAGGAGGAGGGCGAGGCGGGAGAGGCAGAUGACGGAGGCUACAUCUGGUAGAGGCCCAGCGAGGGAGGCCGGCGGAGGGGGAUGCUGGGGACCGACAGCCGGGAGGGAAGGCGCAGCAGGGAGCCGGGCGGAGCAGGGCGGCCUAGGGCCGGUCAGAAACUCAGUGCAACGUAGCUUGACUCCAGGGGGGGACGGAUGAGUGCGAGUGAGCGUGCGGGACGCGUGUGGAGGGUGACGUGUGAGAGAGUGAGCGCGUGCGUGCCCUGCGGCUGUGGGCGGGGCCACGGGUGACGCCCCUCCUGGCAAACAGCCGCCCAAUCACCUCCAGCCUUCAUAGUCUUUUUUUUUUUUUUUUUUUUUAAACACGACCUUGCCCGGGGUGGAGGUGGGAUGCCUUUCUCCCUCCGCAUCCCUCCCUCCUCCCGGAAGUGCCCUGUGCCCCCCUCCUCCCUUGCGUCCCUCAGCCCUCCGCAGUCGCCGUUGUACCAGGCCCGGCUCCUUCCCCUCCUGGGCUGGCGCGAGGCCCCGGGCUCACCCGCGAGGGAGGAGGGCGGAGCGGGGCCCCAGAGGGGGGCCCAGAAGGAAGGAGAAGGGCCUCCAGGGGCCAGUCCUUUCCUCGGGCGGUUCUGGCAAGCCGGAGCCCCUCCCGCCCAG
Molecule: messenger RNA, 2245 nt
Organism: Sarcophilus harrisii (Tasmanian devil)
Lineage: Eukaryota; Metazoa; Chordata; Mammalia; Dasyuromorphia; Dasyuridae
Gene: SPOCK2
Product: SPARC (osteonectin), cwcv and kazal like domains proteoglycan 2
Exons: 11
Coding region: 356-1642 (428 amino acids)
Molecular function (GO): protein binding; calcium ion binding
Source: RefSeq, a predicted model, not a curated record